CUAUAGCAGCUGCAACUCUUCUGGGAAGGCUUUCCACAAGGAGUGUGUUUAUGGGAAUUUUGACCAUUCUUCCAGAAGCGCAUUUGUGAGGUCACACACUGAUGUUGGACGAGGACUCCGCUCUAAUUCAUAAAGGUGUUCUAUCGGGUUGAGGUCAAGACUCAGUCAUCCAUCCACUGCCAUCCCCAAACUGUUCCCACAAAGUUUGGAGCAUGGAAUUGUUCAGAGUUCCUUUCACUGGAACCAAGGGACCAAGCCCAGCUCAGGGAUGGCCCCUUCCUGUUUCAACAUGACUGUGCACCAGUGCACAAAGCAAAGUCCAUAAAGACAUGGAUGACAAGAGUUUGGUGAUUGAUUACAUUGAUGUUCAAUUGAAAACUGGAUGGAAUCAUCUUUGUCCUGCUAGCAACAUGGAUCUUGGACUUCCAUUUAGUUCUGGCUGUGCUGAAACACACCAGGUUGACCUGAGAGUGAUCGUGAAAGAAGAAGAUAUAAAAGACGAGGACUAUGGUCAUAUGAUUGCAUGUCCAGGUGAAGAGGAAAAUCCCUUUGCAGAGUUUCACUGUAAAGCUGAAGCGGACGUCAAACAGUCACCAAAGUCUACGUACAAUGAACCGCUACGGACAACAGCGGAGCUUGAAGUGAAGAUAGAAGAGGAGGAACAUCAUGAACAUCUGCUGGAAAGUGUAUCAGAACACCCACAUGUAACAGAACAGAAGAUCCAUGGACAGAAUGAUGAACUCAACCUGCAGCUGCAAGAAGGGCUGCACCACUGCACAGUCUGCAGGAAGAGUUUCACGACCCUCACUAAACUUGAGAAACACCAGCAAACCCACCCUCCUGGUGUUAAUCAAUGGCAGAGUAUUGGCAAAAGGCGACAUAAAUGUAUCUACUGUGGAAAAGCUUUUUCAAAAACUUCACAUCUUAAAGCCCAUAUACUAAUACACACGGGAGAGAAGCCUCAUAAAUGUGCCCAGUGUGGAAAACGGUUCUCAGUAGUUUCACAUCUUAAAUCACAUAUUUUAUCUCACACUGGGGAGAGGCCUCAUAAAUGCAUCCAGUGUGAAAAAGCUUUUACACACCUCUCAACUCUUAAAAACCACAUGCUCAUACAUACUGGAGAGAAGCCUCAUAAAUGCGUCCGAUGUGGAAAAGCCUUUUCACUAAUUUCAGAUCUUAAAAACCAUAUACUAAUACACACUGGAGAGAGGCCUCAUAAAUGUGCCCAGUGUGGAAAAUCUUUUACAAACCUCUCAACUCUUAAAACCCACAUGUUCAUACACACUGGAGAGAGGCCUCAUAAAUGUGUCCAGUGUGGAAAUGCGUACACACAAAGUUCAGCUCUCAAAAGCCAUUUACUAAUACACACUGGAGAGAGGCCUUUUGAAUGUGCCCAGUGUGGAAAAGCAUAUACACUCCUCUCAAGUCUUAAAACACACAUACGGACUCACACUGGAGAGAAGCCUCAUAAAUGUGUCCAGUGUGGAAAAGCUUUUUCACAAAGUUCAGCUCUUAAAAGCCACAUACUAAUACACACUGGAGAGAAGCCACAUAUAUGUAUCAAUUGUGGAAAAUCCUUUACACAAAUAUCAGCUCUUAAUUCCCAUUAUCUAAUACACACUGGUGAGAAGCCUCAUAAAUGUGUCCAGUGUAAAAAAGCUUUUCUAAGACUUUCAGGCCUAAGACGUCACAUGCUCACACACACUGGAGAGAAGCCUCAUAAAUGUGCCCAGUGUGGAAAAGCUUUUAUACAAAUGUCAGACUUAACACGCCACAUGCAAACACACACUGGAGAGAAGCCUCAUCAUUGAUCAAAGUGUAAAGACAAAACGUAUAACAAUUUCAAAUUUCUGAUUGUAAACCAACUUGUACAUUACUAUUAAAAAUCAAUAUGUUUUAUACAGUUACCACAGUGCCACCCGCGGUUGUAUAGAGUAACCUGUGGUAACUAUA
Alosa sapidissima (American shad) is the source of this 1953-nucleotide messenger RNA. Its product is annotated as zinc finger protein 664-like. The transcript has 3 exons. Gene Ontology annotation, cellular component: nucleus. The coding region runs from base 330 to 1811 and encodes 493 amino acids. The record is from RefSeq and is a predicted model, not a curated record. Gene Ontology annotation, biological process: regulation of transcription by RNA polymerase II; central nervous system development. Lineage: Eukaryota; Metazoa; Chordata; Actinopteri; Clupeiformes; Clupeidae. Gene Ontology annotation, molecular function: DNA-binding transcription factor activity, RNA polymerase II-specific; RNA polymerase II cis-regulatory region sequence-specific DNA binding.